Molecule: messenger RNA, 4449 nt
Organism: Closterium sp. Yama58-4
Lineage: Eukaryota; Viridiplantae; Streptophyta; Zygnematophyceae; Desmidiales; Closteriaceae
Source: the annotation of a GenBank genome assembly
AUGGCGGGUCUUUCACUAGACCUCUCCCUCAGCCUCCUCUCCUCUGCACCUUCUUCCUCUCCAGUCGAGGCCGUCACAAACCUUCGCGAUUCUCUCUCCAGCCCGCGUAAGGCGAAGCGCCACUGCCCGUCAGAUCUUCGUGAAGCGGACCAACGCCACCAGCUUUCCAUGAGGCACGUGCCGUCGCCGGGACUGUCACUCGCCAGCAGCCUUGACGCAGAUACCGUCGCCGAGCCCGUCGCCGAGCCCGUCGCAGAUUCUGUCGCCGUGACGUCGCAGAGGGAUAACGUGAAUUCCUCCUUUCACCUUCUUGACUCGUCUCCGUCGUCGUCUCCCCCGUCUACCGGCUCCUACUCCCCCUCAUCCCGCGGUCCUUCCGCCUUCACCGCUCUCGCCUCCCUUGCGCACGCUACGCCGUCGCACUGCCUGCCGGCGCUCACUCCGUCUACUCCGCCACCGCCGUCGCACCAGCACCAUGGCUGGUUCGGCUCCGCCAACACCCCCGCAAGCUGCCCGCCAGCAAUCUGCUCCCCCGCAAACUGCCCUCCCGCAAGCAUCCCCCCCGCAAGCUGCCCUUCCGCCAUGGAAGGCGUCUCCGUGACUCGGCUAACGAUGCCGCCCUGCGCAUCCUCCGCCGCUCUUGCCGCCGCGCAUCUCGCCACGUCACACUAUCAGCAGUCAUCAGCUCCUGCGGCGUCAUCUGCGGCAGUGAAUCCCAGCGGGCAAGCGGGAGCCGCUGUGGGUCCCGUCGCGCCUUCAGCACACCCCCUUGUCGCUGGAGCCGCGCCGAUGGUGCCGACGGCGGCGCCGGUGCCAGCGGCGGCGGCGACGGCGGGUCCGAAGAAAAGGAAGAGCAUGAAGGACCGGAGGUUCCGAGGAAUUCGUGAGCGCUUGUGGGGUCGCUGGGCCGCGGAGAUUCGGGAUCCCCGAACCAAGAAGCGGAUCUGGCUCGGCAGCUUCGACACUGCCGAGGCUGCGGCCCGAGCGUACGACGCAGCCAACCUCCGGCUUCGAGGAGCCAACGCCCGAACCAAUUUUCCCCAGCCUGAGCAGCUGGCCGCCACGGAAAACAAACCUGCUGAACCGGGUCAGAGCGAGGCUCUGCCGAACGUAAAUUCCAGGCUUGAGGAGCAAAGUCCCACGGCCGGGUCGAGCUCGGAUGGUGACGGCGAGAACGUCGCGGGCGGGGAAUCGUCCGCGUUAGAAGAGGAGGCGGAUGUGGUCGCAGCUGCGGACAGCCUGUCUCUACUCGCCGCCGCGGCGCUUGCGGAAGAACCUGCGCCCGCGCCUGCGCUCGCUGCUCUGCCCGCGCCCUCGCCUGCGCCUGUGCCCGCUCCUGCUCCUGCGGCUGCAGGAGGGGCGGCGAUUGGCGCCCCGGUUGCCGUGAGCGCCACAGCCGCGGUUGCACCCUCAGUUCAAGCGGCUGUAGCGCCGGCCGCGGCAGCAGCACCUUCAGCAGCGCCAGUCGCAGCGCCAGCAGCAACGCCAGCUGCUGUGUCCCUCUCCCCGGCAGCGACGAUCGCCACUCGUCCCACCCCCAUCGCCCCGGCUCCCGUUCAGUUCUCUUCGGGGCAGCCUGGACGGUACCCGUUUGUGGCUGUCUCGCAGUGGCAGUACUACGCGCAGCGGAACCCCCAGCAGCAGUACAGCAACAACGUGCAGCAACAGCAGUACCCCCGCGCGCAGCAAUACCCCCACUCGCACUGCCCCCAGCCGUCCUACUACCAUCCGGCGCAACCAGUGAACGCUCGCUCCGCGCCUCACCCGCAGCAGCAGGCUGUAGCGGGAGCGCAGCCGGCGCUAGCCGUCCCAGCGACUUCCCCCUUCCCUACCUUCCCCGGGUCCUGGGGACAUCCCAGCCAUCCCAGCUCAUCCGCGCAGUACCAGCAGAACCUGGCCCCGCUGUCCGCAUCCGCCUCCGCGCAACACGUGUCCCUCUCCGCGCCCGCGUCCGCCGCGCUGGCUGCUGCUGCGGCUGUGCCUUCGCACCGGUCCCAGGUGGCAUUCCCUGUGUCGCAACAUCCUGCUCCUCCCAACACAGGUGCUCCACGCGCUGUGGUUGCACAGGCAGUAGUCACUCCGCGAACAGUCACUCCCCACACUGUCACAUCGCACAAAGCGGCGCCUCUCAUGGGGCUGCUGCAGCUGCCCAAGUCUCUCACUGGCUCGGUUCCAGCAGGCCAGCUGGCGACGCCCGUUGCGGCAGCAAAGCCUGCUGCGGCACCAGGAGCGGUUAUUGUGAGAGCAAUGGCAGGACCAGCAGCAAAGUCGACAGGAGCAGCAGCAGGAGUGGGAGCUAUGUGCACGUCUCUGGUUCCCCAGGAUCAGUCGCCCUGCACGUCUGUCCCUCCUUCGGCCUCCCUGCCGUCUCACUCCUCCAGCAGCAGUAGCUAUGCUGGAGGCUCGGGUGCGGAUCAGUGCACAGCUGCGUCUGCUGAUGGCACGGUUGCUGUUGCUGAUGCGUCCACUGCUGUGGCUGCUUCUGGAGCUGUUGGUGCUGCGCAGAGCGAGAAGAGUGGAAACAAGAAAGACGGCCGUACUCGGCUUUUCCGCGGUGUUCGCCAGCGUCCGUCUGGUAAAUGGGUGGCCGAAGCCAGGGACCCUCACUCGCGCCGUCGCAUCUGGCUAGGUAGCUUCAAUACCCCAGAGGAAGCUGCCCGGGCAUAUGAUGCCAUUUCAAGGAAGUUCAGGGGAUCUGCUGCCAAGUGCAACUUUCCUGAAGGAACUGAUGGCCCUCUCGGCCAAAUAUGGAUCGCCGCUAUGAUGCGAGGAAGCAUAAACCGGAAAAAGGCUGCACUUAUUGACAUUCGAGACAUCUGCGCCCGUAUAUUAGAGCCUGAACUUCCCCUUGCUCUGCGUCUCUCCGGGAUCCUAAUGGGUGGUGCGGUCAUUGUGUAUUCAAAGAAAGUCACGUUUCUUCUGGAGGAUGCCAAAGCUUUCAUGGCAAAGAUCAACGCGGCCCUGGUUGUGAAGCGCGAUGACAAAACGCUGCCGAGGGAGAAGGGCCAAGCAAGUGUUACGGUCGACUACCAGUUUGGUAGCUUCAACGUUGACGUCACUCUUGAUUCUGGCCGUGCAAUUGGAGACCAGACAAAUGAGUUCUUUGUGCUUCCUCAACCAGAAGUUGCACGUGAUGGCCGACAUGAGCACACUUUGGCGACACCUGCGGACAUUACCCUUCCGGAGUUGCAACAUGACAACGAAGGCUUCACCAGGUUUGGGGUUGAUGAUCAACCACCUAUGACAUUCCAGGACGAAGGUGCUGCUGACGCUAUGUGGCAAGACAUUUUGAAGGGGAUGAAUUCGCCGAAGCCGAGCACUCCUAAAGGUCCUCCUCCGGAGACCAUCAUUGAAGGCCAGCAAGAAGCAAGCCAACCACAAAACGUUCGGGACCAGACUACUGCACCUGAGUCGCCUGAACAAAAUGAGGCUCCAAAGCGAGCAAGGCAGCUUAAACGGAAGGCGCGCCCAAAGAAAGUUGUUAUGGACGAGGAUAGGACAGAGGUACCCCCAAUGGAAUUCAACAGAUGGCUGCAAGACACGUCAAAGAUUAUUGGAAGGGUGAAGAAGGAUCGGAAGUCGCUGUUGGAGAAAUCCACUGAAUCUCUCAUUGACCUUCCGUUGACUGGAAGUAUCACAAUGGACGGGUUUGUAGCUUCCAGAUGGUCCAGAGGAAUGCUGCGGACGUGGAACAGAUAUGUUCGGAAGGACACAUUCAGAAGCAAUCCUGAAACAGACGAGAUGCAUGCCUCGAAAAAAACUCGUGUGGAAAGUGGAAGUGACAAGGACCCUGAGAUGCCAAAUCAGGUCAUGCUUGAUGAUUUCGGAUCUGCUGAAGCUAUGAGGGAAAGAAAUGAGACGCCAGUAGUGGCAGGAAAUGGCGUAAGACGUGAUGACGUCACCCCACCUGCUCAAGGGCUUUUGGAUCUUGAACGAAUGAAGAACUCUUCGGGUGGGGUCCCACUUCCAAUGGAGGAGGAAAAUCAACCAGACUUCUAUAGAGGACACCGUCCUCAAAACAUAGCAGACUUCUUGAUGGAAGGAUCGCCACAGAUUCCGCAAAACUUGGCUGAUGAUUUAACUGCUCAAUUUCCCGGACAGAGUGCCGAGAAGUUUCCUUCCAAACAUAGCAGCAGUGGACUGCGAGGUGCACUGAGCCAGUUUGGCGUAUCCGAGCCUCUGCAAGAAACGGAUGCAACACAGACACAAUUUCCUGCAACUUCCAUUGACAAGAGGACAGCAUCCCUUGCUGGAUUUUUCCGCCAGCAAGUCUUCAGCAAUCCAGAAAUAAAAUUCGCAUCGCUGCAUGAACUUCUAGCAGACUGCAACAGGCAGCAAGCAGCCCGCAUCUUUUACCAAACAUGUGUUCUUGCAACGAUGAACUACCUCAAGGUCAAGCAAUCCACUCCCUACAGUGAUAUUGAGAUCCUUGUGGGAGGAUUUUUGUGA